AUGGAGCACCACGAUAGCGAUUCUUCUCCCGUCUCGAGCGAUUCACCGGCGCCGCAUUUUCCCAUUAGCAGGAGAGUUGGGGCUUUCUCCGAUCCGGGAGGAUCCGCCGUCGACAGAGAGGAGGGGGAGGCCAAGGCGAGGGGGAGCAGGGGACUGGGAGUCCCGGUGUACGUUGCUAACGUGGGAGAGGGAUCCAGCGGGACCAAGAGGACCAUCUGGAGCUCGGACGAGUGCGUCGCGCUGGCGAAGGCAUGGAUCAGUGUGGUUGAGGAUCCAUACGUCGGGGCGAACCAGCACAUCGACCGGAUAUGGUGGCGCAUUAGCCAGAGCUACAUCCAGUUCAAACCGCCAACGGGGAAGCCCCACAACUCGGAGCAAUGCCGGAAACAGUGGGAUCGGUUGAAGAUGCCACUCAGCCGAUUUGUCAGCAUUUACACAAACAACCUCCGCUCGGCAACCAACGGCAUGUCGGCCGAGGAUGUGAAGCUGUUGUCUCAACAGAUGUUCCCCGACCCCGAAAAGCGCCUCGGGGAAUUCAAAUAUUGGGAUGUAUAUCUCGCGGUUCAUGAUUCGCCCAAGUUCACUGCGGGUGUGGAAUCCGGCUGGCCGAAGUGGACGAGGAUCAGCGCAUCCAGAGAGUACAGCAGCAGUGCUGGUUCCGCUGAACUCUCCCCGGCGAGGCAGAGUUCCCCACUCCCACAUCGUCGGCCCGCUGCCGUCGCCUGA
Molecule: messenger RNA, 726 nt
Organism: Salvia splendens (bonfire salvia)
Lineage: Eukaryota; Viridiplantae; Streptophyta; Magnoliopsida; Lamiales; Lamiaceae
Exons: 2
Coding region: 1-726 (241 amino acids)
Source: RefSeq, a predicted model, not a curated record